Molecule: messenger RNA, 1055 nt
Organism: Suillus clintonianus
Lineage: Eukaryota; Fungi; Basidiomycota; Agaricomycetes; Boletales; Suillaceae
Product: ATPase assembly factor ATP10
Exons: 4
Coding region: 12-884 (290 amino acids)
Biological process (GO): mitochondrial proton-transporting ATP synthase complex assembly
Cellular component (GO): mitochondrial inner membrane
Source: RefSeq, a predicted model, not a curated record
CUUUUAACCAAAUGCUUGUCCGCGCACUUGUCCAUGCAAGGUGGCAAGAAACAGCUACCCUGCGCAGAUUUAUUCGGCGUCCAGGAUGUACAAGAAAUUUGACCUCUGGAACUGAUGAAUCCGCGAAAAAGUCAGCGAACACACCUGAUGAGUUGACAUUACCGUUCCUGCAGCGUCCGCUAGGUGUGAAGGAGAGACCUUCGCCUGUCCUAAAAACAUGGGCGGAUACCAGGGAGGAGAUGAUGAAUCAGGAGACGCGUUUGGCACAAAGAGAGCACCUGAUGAAAGAAGCCACGAAGGGCUAUUUUACUGACCUCAAUGCAACGAGGAGGCACGGUGGCAAGACGUGGAUAGCACCCAAUGUGAUGAUUCGCGAGGACAAAGCACUUUAUUUCCCAAACAUCGUCGGGUCGAGCCUGGAUACGAAAUCCAAGAAACACACCUCCAGCAUGUGUGAAGGACGUAUCUCCGUGGUAUCUAUGUUAUCGACGAGGAUGUCAGAGAUACACGUGAAUGGUUUCACAACACCAACAAAUGAGAGGUAUCUCUCGAACCCACUGUACCAAUAUGUGCAGAUCAACUUGCAAGAGAACCUUUUAAAGUCCUUCCUCGUAUCGUUAUUUCUUUCAUCGAUAGCCAAGUCGGUCUCCCCGGAGCUACACUCAACGUACUUGGUGUCGAGCCAGAACAUGGAGUUCGUGCGCGAGCACCUUGGUAUGGUGAACAAACACGUCGGGUACGUCUACCUUGUGGAUGACAAUCUCAAGAUUAGGUGGGCUGGCUGCGCAGAUGCCAAGGUAGAGGAAACAAAUGCGCUUGAGCAAUGUACGGGAGUGCUUUUAAGCAGGCUAGACAAGAAAAUAUCUGCCAAAAUUCCACGAUAGCUCCACGUACGAUAUAGUACUAGAUGACCAUAUCGUGUCAAGCACCCAUUCGUUAUUUACAUUAAACAGCAUGUCUUCUUCACUGGCUAAAAGUCUGGCUGGUUGAAGAAUCCUGCAAGUGAAAGUUGUUUGUCCAUGUUGGCUACGUGUCGUGUAAUAGCAAAAUCCUUU